AUCUAUUAUCUCACGCCCUUUGUAGUGCUCCUGCGUAGAAACUAGGAAGCCGUUUGGUAGUUAGUCGAUGUCUAAGCAGCGACCAGCUUAUUUGGCAACCGGAGAAGCAGCGGGCAGGGCUGCGAAGGGAUCUCCGGGAAUCCUUACAAGACUCGCGGGGUAAAUAAACUACACCUCGGCGCGCGGUGAUCCCAGGAAACGCGGCUAGUGCGCGUCUCCGCUUCUCAGGGCAAGGAUGUCUGAGGAGGCGGUGCGCCAAACACGCAGCCAGAAGAGGGCACUGGAGCGAGAAGCACCAGCCCUCGAUGGAGACACGAAGCGAGUAAAGCUAGAAAAAGGGGAGCUUGGUUCUAGCAAAGUGGCAAACAUCCUAAAGUCUGGGGAGGUAAAAGCCACCAUCAAAGUGGAGGUGGAGGCAGAAGAUGAGCCAGUGGACAUGAGGACUCCCCGCAGUGAAAUAAAAAAAGAGAGGCCCCCAACACCAGAUGAUGUAAUUGUUUUGUCAGACAACGAGCCUGGGAGUCCACAAAUGAAUGGAAUCGGCCACGGCUUGAAGAAAACAGACACAGACAUGCUCAUGAAGAGUAGCCCUGAAGAGCGGGAUAAGUUUAUCAAGCAGCUAAAGGAGGAGUUACGUUUGCAAGAGGCCAAACUGGUGCUGCUCAAGAAACUCCGUCAGAGCCAGAUCCAGAAAGAGAGUGUUGUACAGAAGACAACCAAUUCCACAUCUAAUCCCCCACCUCUUGUAAGAGGCAGCAUUUCAUCUGGUAAAGCCCCACUGCAGGUUACAUCUAGUAGACCCUCAGGCACAGUCAUUCCUCCUCCUUUGGUGCGAGGUGGUGCACAAGUUUCCAAGCAUACAUCGAUAGUAAUGCCACCAUUAGUCAGAGGCUCACAGCCCAUUGCUGUAACUCCUCAGCAGAUAGCCACAUUGCGGCAGCAGCAGCAGCAGCACUCGGGCUCUGGUCCUCCUCCAUUGCUGUUGGGUCCUCGCACCUCUGUGCCCAAUGUUCAGGUGCAGGGUCAGAGAAUCAUCCAGCAAGGCCUGAUUCGUGUGGCUAAUGUAGCCAACACUAACAACCUGGUCAACAUCCCACAGGGCUCACCCACUGGGUUAAAGGGUUCAUCAGUCUCCUCCCAGUCAGGCAUUGGCACCAACGCCUCUACGAUAAAUGCCAAUGACUCCCCUGCCAGCCGACAAGCUGCUGCCAAACUGGCCCUGCGGAAGCAGCUGGAAAAAACCCUGCUGGAGAUCCCUCCUCCAAAACCUCCUGCACCAGAGCUUAACUUCCUUCCAUCAGCUGCCAAUAAUGAGUUUAUCUACCUGGUGGGACUGGAGAUGGUGGUGCAGAAUCUGUUGGAUCUGGCUAAAAGUAAACAGCAGUCUAAACAGGACAGCCCCUUAAUAGAAUCACCAGUGAAAGAGCCAUUUACGUGUGCGCAGUGCCACACAGACUUCACCUCACGCUGGAGGGAGGACAAGAGUAACAGUUCGAUCCUGUGUGAGCAGUGUAUGAGUUCCAACCAAAAGAAGGCCCUGAAGGCUGAGCACACAAACCGCUUAAAGGCAGCUUUUGUUAAGGCCUUGCAGCAGGAGCAAGAGAUCGAGCAGCGCAUCCUUCAGCAGACUUCCUCAUCCUCUCUAAAGAGCUCAGCUGCUUCCUCAUCAUCCUUACCAGUGGUAAAAUCGGAGCACCGCAUACUGGUGUCUCCACAGUAUAAAACAGGACGAUCCUCACAUCAGCAGCAGUCAAGCAGGGCAACAGCAAUCAGCUACCACUCCAGCACCAUCAAGCAGAGUCCAGGACAAGUGGUGCGUAAUGUCCCUCAGGCAGUGGUCAGUGUAAAUUCACGUGGAAUGAGCCGCAACUUCUCAUCAUCCAGUCAGCUGCAGAAUGUUGUCAAUGCUGCCGCACUGGUCAGCAGGCCAGGUAAGCAUGCUGGGAGGGCUGGGCCAAAUAGCAGCAGAACCACCAGCAGCAGCAGUAGGCCCACAACCAGUGUCUGGAGGAAACAGAGCAGCACUCCCACAGGUGUCACUAUGGCCUAUGUCAACCCGAGUCUUUCUGUACUCAAGACAACGUCUCAAGCAGAUCGUCAGCGGGAGUAUCUCCUUGACAUGAUCCCAUCCCGCUCCAUCUCCCAGACUACAAAUAAUUGGAAAUAAUGCCUCCCUCUAUUGUCGCUGCUCCUUCACUGAUCUCUCAUGCUAUAAGUUCUGGACAGCAGUUGGAUAUUAAAAUCAGAAGACCAACUACCAAGCAAUAAAAGCAUUCUUUCAAACUCUUAGUUUUACUGAGGACCUCUUGUCCAACCAGAAAUAAUCCUCUGACACAGCAAGUCCUGAGAGACCUUUGGAAGGAUCAGAUUUAACACACAGACACAUACAUGCACAUGCACACGCACAUGCACACGCACAUGCACACGCACACGCACACGCACACGCACACGCACACGCACACGCACACGCACACACGCACACACACACACAGAGUGUCGAACAGGAGUUUUGUGCUUCAGGUCUAUUUAUAUGCCCCGUUUGCUGCAGUCUCUGCUACAGCCACACUGGUGAUGUCUGUCGCUCACUGGUCUCCAUCAUGUUUGUGUUUCUGCUGCAGUUGGGAUUCUUUUGGUAUACAAAUUCAAUAGUUAACUCCUUCAUUUUAGCACACAUGCCUUCUUCCUCUUAAAUAAGCAGGAGGUACCCAGGCUACACAGGAUUUUCCUUUUUUCCCCCCUCUUUUGGAUUCUAAGGACCUAAGAUCUAAGACUGCUUCGGCUUUGUAAAAAAAAUAGAUUUUCAGUGUGGCUUACACAUGCUGUCUCUUAAACAGUACUAUGACAAUACUAUGGGAGUACAAAAUAUGUAAUACUGAUUCAUUAUUUUUUGGACUUACUCUCCCCUUACAUCCCCUUUUGAGCAGUCCUGUUUUGAGGGCCAGCAUGUAAAAGGUAUUGUUAAUACUGUUAAGGUGGUUUUACAUCUGCCAGUUUAGUGUGUAUUUUUAAAUGCUAAGAUAAGCUUAAAAGAUGUAACCAAGUUUUUUUUUUUUGUGGUUUUGGGGUGGGAGUGCGGGUGGGUUAAGAGGCAGGGGCUUGGCACCACCACAAUGGGACUACUAUUUGUAUUGUUUUGUUUUGAAUUUGCAUCCUCAUCAGCUCUUCUUGAAAUCAUGAACUCUGUCGUGAUUUUCCAGAGCAAAAGGGACAAGGUUGGGACUUGGGGAAACUUUUGGUUAAGUGUGUUGAGUGUUGUUGUUUUUUUUUCUCCUCCACUUUCAUUGUUUCUUUUUAAUGCUUUUAGGUUACGUUGGUUAAUGGGGAUAUUUAAAACUGUACAUGGUUGUGCUUCACUUUAAAUGAAGGAUAAUUCAGUGGCCUAGACUGUUUGAACUACUUGAUCAUCAUAGUUUUUUAUAAGAAAUUUCAAACAUUCAGUUAAAGACUAAAUGAAAAAAAAAAAAACAGGAAUGCCUGGAAUGCCUUUUUAUAAACAUGUCAGAAGCUGA
Molecule: messenger RNA, 3509 nt
Organism: Clarias gariepinus (North African catfish)
Lineage: Eukaryota; Metazoa; Chordata; Actinopteri; Siluriformes; Clariidae
Gene: gatad2ab
Product: GATA zinc finger domain containing 2Ab
Exons: 11
Coding region: 236-2167 (643 amino acids)
Biological process (GO): negative regulation of transcription by RNA polymerase II
Cellular component (GO): NuRD complex
Molecular function (GO): sequence-specific DNA binding; zinc ion binding
Source: RefSeq, a predicted model, not a curated record